This is a messenger RNA of Melitaea cinxia (Glanville fritillary), 2836 nucleotides long. It is a transcript of the gene RnrL, whose product is annotated as ribonucleoside-diphosphate reductase large subunit. Gene Ontology annotation, molecular function: ribonucleoside-diphosphate reductase activity, thioredoxin disulfide as acceptor; ATP binding. The transcript is spliced from 5 exons. Gene Ontology annotation, biological process: DNA replication; deoxyribonucleotide biosynthetic process. Bases 202 to 2589 code for a protein of 795 amino acids. Lineage: Eukaryota; Metazoa; Arthropoda; Insecta; Lepidoptera; Nymphalidae. The record is from RefSeq and is a predicted model, not a curated record. Gene Ontology annotation, cellular component: ribonucleoside-diphosphate reductase complex.
UGUCUGAAUUUAAAUCUUACUUAUAUACUCUUUGUUAAAUCUUAUAAGCAUUUUGAACACUUAACAGUUGAAUACUACAUAUUACUAAGUUUACAAGUGCUUAUCUUUAUUAUACUCUGGCUGGUGCAUAUUCACAAGUAAUCAUAUAUCGUUUAGAUCAAAAUUUAAGUUUUAUUUCAAUCCAAUUUUUAUACCACCAAAAUGGUCGGCAAGACUAAUAAGUUAUAUGUACUUAAAAGAGAUGGGAAAAUGCAAGAAGUACACAUUGAUAAAAUUACAUCAAGAAUAAAAAAAUUAUGUUAUGGUCUGAAUAUGGACUUUGUCGACCCGGUCUGUAUAACUUUGAAAGUUAUAAGUGGCAUUUACUCUGGAGUAACAACUGUCGAACUGGAUAACUUGGCAGCUGAAACUGCAGCUACAAUGACAACUGAUCAUCCAGACUAUGGCAUUCUAGCUGCUAGAUUAGCAAUAUCAAAUUUACACAAAGAAACCAAAAAGCACUUUUCAGAGGUAGUUUCUGACUUACAUAAUAUCAUCAACCAAUAUACAAAAAAAAGAGAGUCAAUGAUAUCAGAAUUUCACUACAAUAUUGUUAUGAAACAUAAAGACAGACUCGACUCUGCGAUUGUUUAUGAUCGUGAUUUUAAAUACAAUUAUUUUGGAUUCAAGACUCUAGAAAGAUCAUAUUUGUUGAAAAUAAACCACAAGGUUGCAGAACGACCCCAGCAUAUGCUUAUGCGUGUUGCUGUUGGCAUACACGGGGAAGAUAUAGAUGCAGCUAUAAACACUUACAAUUUGUUAUCUGAAAAAUAUUUUACUCAUGCAAGCCCAACAAUGUUUUCUGCUGCGACUCCAAGACCUCAAUUGUCUUCUUGUUUUCUUGUAGCUAUGAAAGAUGACAGUAUCGAAGGAAUAUAUGAUACACUAAAACAAUGUGCAUUAAUUUCCAAGUCAGCUGGAGGUAUCGGUGUUCAUGUGCAUUGCAUAAGAGCUAAAGGAACUUAUAUUGCUGGUACAAAUGGGAUUUCCAAUGGUCUUGUUCCUAUGUUAAGAGUCUAUAAUAACACUGCCAGAUAUGUGGAUCAAGGGGGUAACAAACGCCCCGGAGCAUUUGCAGUGUAUUUGGAACCUUGGCACGCAGAUGUCUUUGAAUUUUUAGAUUUAAAAAAGAAUACUGGUAAAGAAGAAGUACGAGCAAGAGAAUUAUUCUAUGCUUUAUGGAUACCAGAUUUGUUUAUGAAACGGGUAGAAAAAAAUGAAAAUUGGAGUCUUAUGUGUCCUCACAACUGCCCUGGAUUGGCUGAUUGUUGGGGUGAAGAAUUUGAAGCUUUAUAUGAAAAGUAUGAACAAGAAAAACGCUAUGUAAAACAAGUUCGUGCACAGGUUUUGUGGAAAGCAAUAGUAGAAGCACAAGUUGAAACAGGAACACCAUAUAUGUUGUAUAAAGAUUCUUGCAACAGAAAAAGUAAUCAAAAAAAUCUUGGCACUAUAAAAUGCAGCAACCUUUGCACAGAAAUUGUUGAGUAUACAUCACCUGAUGAAGUGGCAGUGUGCAAUUUAGCUUCCAUAGCUGUUAAUAUGUUUGUUGAAAAUAAAACUUUUAAUUUUCAAAAAUUAAAACAGGUUACUAAAACUGUUACACAAAAUUUAAAUAAGAUUAUUGAUGUUAACUUCUAUCCAGUGCCAGAAGCAAAGAAUUCGAAUAUGAAACAUAGGCCUAUUGGCAUCGGUGUUCAGGGAUUAGCAGAUGCAUUUGUGUUAAUGAGAUUUCCCUAUGAGAGUGAAGAAGCAAUUUUACUUAAUCAACAAAUAUUUGAAACUAUAUACUAUGGAGCUUUAGAAGCUAGUUGUGAAUUGGCAGAGAAGGAAGGUGUUUACUCUAGUUAUGAUGGAAGUCCUGCAAGUCAAGGCAUUUUACAAUAUGACAUGUGGGACAAGACUCCUACUGAUCUGUGGGAUUGGACUGCCUUAAAAGAAAAAAUUGCAAAGCAUGGUCUUCGUAAUUCCCUUUUGUUAGCUCCAAUGCCAACUGCUUCCACAGCACAGAUACUUGGAAAUAAUGAAUCUUUUGAACCAUUUACUUCAAACAUUUACCAACGCCGGGUAUUAUCUGGUGAGUUUCAAGUUGUUAACCAUCAUCUCUUAACAGAUUUAACCCAAGCUGACUUAUGGGAUGAAGAUAUGAAAAAUUUGAUAAUUCACAACAAUGGAUCUAUACAAAAUAUUGAAAAGAUUCCAAAAAAAAUAAGGGACUUAUACAAGACAGUUUGGGAAAUUUCAGUGAAAACAACUAUACAAAUGGCUGCAGAUAGAGGAGCAUUUAUUGAUCAGAGUCAGUCAUUUAAUAUUCAUGUUGCUGAACCAAAUUAUGGAAAAUUAACAUCUAUACAUUUCUAUGCAUGGAAGAUGGGAUUGAAAACUGGAAUGUACUAUUUACGUACUAAACCAGCUGCUAAUGCUAUUCAAUUUACUGUUGAUAAGACUAAAGUUAAAGCUAAAAAUGGUAAAUUAGAAAAAGAGGAAGCUGAAAUGUCUAUGAUAGCUUGUUCUUUGGCAAACAAAGAUGAAUGUAUGAGUUGUGGAUCUUAAUUACUUUAAUAAAUAGAUCAAUGUAGCAAGGAUCGGCAUACUUUAUUUAAAAUCUAAUAUAUUGAUUAGACUUAGAAACUGUUACGUUUUAGACAGUCUCUUUAGUUCUAUGGUUACCAUGUUACUAUUUAAAAUUAUUUCACAUAAACUUGAUAUUUAUAUUGAAGGUCUUUGCUGCAUUAGUUUAACAUAGGAAUAAGUAAUUUCAGAGCACGCAAAUCAUUUUAAUAAAAGGAUUUUUUACGAU